GUGAGUUGGUCUGGUCAAAGCUUGCGGAAGCGACGCUGAAAUCCGGAAGUUUGGGCGGUGGUUGAACACGGCUGGGAACGGUCGAUCUUCUGUUGUUCGCUUGUAGGUAAAACCAAAUACAGCCAAAAUGUCGAGCAAACGCGCCAAGGGAAAGAUCACCAAGAAGCGUCCUCAGCGCGCCACGUCCAAUGUCUUCGCUAUGUUCGAUCAGUCGCAGAUUCAGGAGUUUAAAGAAGCGUUCAACAUGAUCGACCAGAACCGCGAUGGCUUCAUCGAUAAGGAGGAUCUUCAUGAUAUGCUCGCUUCUCUUGGGAAGAACCCCGCAGAUGAUUAUUUGGAGGCGAUGAUGACAGAAGCUCCCGGCCCAAUAAACUUUACCAUGUUUCUCACCAUGUUUGGAGAGAAGCUCAACGGCACUGACCCGGAGGAAGUCAUCCGUAAUGCAUUUGCAUGCUUCGAUGAGGAGGGAACAGGCUUCAUUCAGGAGGAUUACCUGCGAGAGCUGCUGACCACCAUGGGCGACCGGUUCACAGACGAAGAAGUGGACGAGCUUUUCAGAGAAGCUCCGAUCGAUAAAAAGAGCAACUUCAACUACGUGGAGUUCACCCGUAUCCUGAAACACGGAGCUAAAGACAAAGACGAUUAAAAAUAAAUCCAUAAUACAACCCUUUUUAAGCGUUCAUCCCCCUUUUAGGCUAGAGAAAUCCUGUGCUGUCCGUUCACCCUCCAGAAACCAACGUUAACCUUUAUUCCCGAAUAUACUGGAAGAAAUAAUGCAUAUGUGCGCAUUUAUUCCUGCAUAUGUGAAGUAUUCAGCUCAUGGUUUAUAAUACAGAACACACAGUUAAAGUCGCUCUGUUGUGUAAUUCUCAUUGUUUGGGCUUUUAAAAUCCAAGAUAAAGCUGCACUGUUGUUUUUUGGUGGUGUUUUUGGCUAAAUCUCAUGUUCCAGUGUUUUGUUUAGAGUUUUAGGUGUGUGCAAAUUAAGCAAAUUCCACUUUAUUCAUCACACCUUUCUGUUAAUUGGUGAAAGUAUUAAGUUCAGGGCUCUCGUGGAUCAUGUUUUCAUGUUUUAUUCAUGUCUACGGUUUUUAUGCUAUAAUGCGACGUAACUUGAUCUCAGACCUCUCGUUUUUUCCUCAUUCAGGCAGUACAAAUGUGAACGUGUUGAUUAUAUUUACAUGCAUUCGAUCUCAUUUGAUUUCAUUGCCUAACUGAAUUUUUACAUUUUAUAAUAUUAAGGAUUUUCAAUAAAUCACUCUUAUUAAAACCUC
This is a messenger RNA of Danio aesculapii, 1273 nucleotides long. It is a transcript of the gene myl12.1, whose product is annotated as myosin, light chain 12, genome duplicate 1. Lineage: Eukaryota; Metazoa; Chordata; Actinopteri; Cypriniformes; Danionidae. Gene Ontology annotation, cellular component: cytoplasm. The transcript has 4 exons. Gene Ontology annotation, molecular function: calcium ion binding. The coding region runs from base 128 to 646 and encodes 172 amino acids. The record is from RefSeq and is a predicted model, not a curated record.